GUUUUUUAUCAGCACUUCUGUCAUAAAAUGUGUCAUACACAUAGCACAGACAUAUACUGUCUGUGGACGUUUUACCACGAUGUUAAAGUGCGUGAAAUGCCUCGUAGUGCGUCAUUAUGAACUGGUUUAGCUAACUGGCUGUAGUUCAGUGCUUUGUGAAGUCCCAUCACCACUGACGAGCAGCAGACUUCAAUAACUUCAUGUUGUUUUCUUAAUUUGCGUUUCUCUCAGUCACUGUACAAAGAGCUUAAAUUACCUUACACGAAAGCUAGCUAGCCACCUGAUAUAAGUACUCUACUAAUAUUAGCUAAUGCCAAAUGAGCUAAACCUCCAAUGAAUAUAUAUGCAUUUGUCAAGAUUAUCUUUUAAUCAUAGUUUUUUUUGGUUUUAAUAAACUAAAAGUAACUGAUCUGCAGCUGCACUUCCUGACUCAGCAGAGAGAAGGGCGCACCUUGAUUGGUCGAGGACUUGAACCAAAUCUCCUGCAUGAACCCUGAUUGGUUAACAGCCUGUUGAUGAGCAGGGGGCGUGUCUUCGCCUGCCUGCACACGUGCAAACAUUUUAAAUAGAGGCCGCCGUGCUGGAUGUUGACUGAUCAGUCCGAGGCUUCGCUGGAUUCUGGAGUUUUCUCACAGCUACUUGUUCACUCACCGAGAGAAGAAGAGGAGGCGGCAGGAGUCUGAACUCAUGUCUUCCUCUCUCCCCGGAGACACUCUGGCUAAGAUGCAGCCGGACGCCUACGGGUGCGUGGUGGCGAACAGGUUCGGGGAACUCCUGGACGACGACGCGGACCCGUUCGACAUGAUCAGAGCAGUGGAGAAGGAGAAGAAGAAGAAGCAGGAGGAUGAGAGGAAGGGCAAGCCGAAGAAACCCGGCCAGAAGGAGUCUCAGAAGGACAGGAGGGUCCCCAGAGCUCCGGGGCUCCAGGAACCAGCUCCAGUCCAAAAGCAGCAGCAGCAGCAGCAGCAGCAACAGGCUCGUCCUGGACCAGUGGUGGAGACCCGAGAGGAGGCUCAGAGGGGCAUGAAGAGAGGUGUGGCUGGGGAGCGCAGGGCCAGCCAGGAGGAGAGGCCACAGGAGUAUUCCAUCGAAAAGCCUAACUCUCAUUUGGACUCUGACCUCAGGGGCCGAGAGGGGCCCAGAGGCAGGAGAGGAGCACGAGGUGGAGGAUACACAAGGAACCUAGACAACUUCAACCUGAGGGGCAAGAGAGAGUAUGAUCGACACAAUGGAACAGGAAUAUCUCCUGAGGAAAAGAGAGGAGGCAGAGGACCCUGGAACUGGGGCUGUGUUGAAGAGGCCACAAGUGAACUGAUGGAGGUGUCAUCUGAUGCUCAGGUCAAAGCAGAGGAGGCCCAAAUGACUGUGGAUGAAAAUCCUAAUCCAGCAACAGAAGAGGAGGAUGGAGAGAUGGUGGUCCAUGUUGCCAUGGAGAUGACCCUGGACGAGUGGAAGGCCAUGCAGGAGAUAAGUCGUCCCAAGGCGGAGUUCAAUAUCCGCAAGACGGAGAACCAGAUUCCCUCCAAAGCCAAAGUCAUCCACAAGUCAAAGCCCCUGGAGAACCUCAAGUCCCCCCCUGUGGAGGAGAUAGAGGAUGAAGGCAACUUCCUCCGUCGGUCUGUGAAUGACAUCACCUCUCUCCUGGACAUCAACUUCGGGAGUCUUGGCCGGCCCUGCCGCGGGGGGCGAGGAAGAGGAGCUCGAGGGGGCAUGACCAAUCGCCCAGAGAGACCGAAACCGAUACUGGAGAAGGAGGACGAUCUGGCUCCUAACCCAGACGACCCAGAAGACUUCCCUGCUCUUCCAACAGGAAGAUAACUGAACACACUCGUCUUCGUUCAACUCCUGUGGGGAGAAUUCGUUGCACUUCUCACUUGCUUGACAACACUGUUUAAGUCCCUGCUGUUCUUAAGGUUUGGGGUUCUAUUGCACUAUUGAAGAGUUUGACUCCCUGAGAAUAAAUAAUAUGGCAAGUUUA
Pleuronectes platessa (European plaice) is the source of this 1978-nucleotide messenger RNA. RefSeq lists its product as uncharacterized. Bases 688 to 1818 code for a protein of 376 amino acids. Gene Ontology annotation, molecular function: RNA binding. The transcript is spliced from 8 exons. The record is from RefSeq and is a predicted model, not a curated record. Gene Ontology annotation, biological process: positive regulation of RNA splicing; positive regulation of translational initiation. Gene Ontology annotation, cellular component: cytoplasm; nucleus. Lineage: Eukaryota; Metazoa; Chordata; Actinopteri; Pleuronectiformes; Pleuronectidae.